AUGCCGGACCAGGGCUUUGAUCCAGAUAGGCACAUGAACGCUACCAGCAGUCACAUGCAGCCAGCACCAGAGAUGCCGAGCAAGAUUUUCACACCUGCCUGCCCACUAUUUCCCACACGAGGAAAACGACAGUGGAGUCACUGUGGCAGGGAGCGGAAUAUGGGGCUCCCUCCUUUAUUCCCUCGCCCGCCCGUUAUUGAAAACAUCAGAGAGCGGGGAGGAGCGGGACGCGCAGCCCAUCGCAGUCCCCCAGGCCCUGCGCCGCAGCCCAGAGGCACCCGGCAGGCGGCCGCACCCCAGCGGGACGCGCCACCGCCUCCGCCGUCUCAGCCCCGCCGGACCCCGAGGCACACACAGGCCCGGGCCGGACCCGGGCCGCAAGGAGAAGGGCGGAACACGCAGGUGCCGGGCCGGACCGGAGGGCGCUCAGCCCGCCGGCGGCAGUGCGCGGCCCCGGACCCACCGCGCGACGCACACCUACCGUCCGACGCACACCCACCGCCCGGGCCGCCGGGCCCGCCUCCUCCGGGCGCAGCAGGAAGUGCCGCUGCGGUGUCACCAUGGGAGCCGGGCACGCCACGGCGGCCCCUGUGCUCCCACCUCGGCACAGCAUGGGGAAGCGGCAGCAGAGCCCGCAGGGCACCCAAGCUUAUCGGACAAGACGUUGCUGACAUCAGGCGGGUUUUUUUUGAGGCCGUGGACCGGCCACAGCACCGCCGGGCUAAAGCACACGACACGGGGCCGGCCACGGCACGCUGCCAGCGCCUCCCCACCGCGGCGGGGGCCGAGCGCUCCUCGCAGCAUUCGUCUCUUGCGGGGCGGCUCCGUCCCCCCGAGCGUGCUGACCGCAGACCGCUCGGCUUUCCACCAACCCCGGUGGAAAACUCGCGCCUGUUCCCUGAGACACGCUGCUGCCGCCGCCGCCAUGACGCCGCAGUGACGCGCGCGGGCCGCGCCGACGGGGGCGGGGCCGUGCGGCCGUUGGCGGGGCGGGGCCGCGCCGCGUGCCCGCCCCCCCGUGUCCGCCCGCCCGCUCGGCGCUGCCGGGGCCGCUGCGGAGCCUCCGCGAGGGAGACGGGAGAGUCGGCGCCGCUGCUGCCGCCUGGGUGA
Camarhynchus parvulus is the source of this 1110-nucleotide messenger RNA. Its product is annotated as formin-like protein 14. The transcript is spliced from 2 exons. The record is from RefSeq and is a predicted model, not a curated record. Bases 1 to 1110 code for a protein of 369 amino acids. Lineage: Eukaryota; Metazoa; Chordata; Aves; Passeriformes; Thraupidae.